This is a messenger RNA of Mangifera indica (mango), 1217 nucleotides long. RefSeq lists its product as uncharacterized. The transcript is spliced from 10 exons. Gene Ontology annotation, molecular function: 3'-5' exonuclease activity; RNA binding. The record is from RefSeq and is a predicted model, not a curated record. Lineage: Eukaryota; Viridiplantae; Streptophyta; Magnoliopsida; Sapindales; Anacardiaceae. Gene Ontology annotation, biological process: nucleobase-containing compound metabolic process. The coding region runs from base 123 to 1136 and encodes 337 amino acids.
CUACUAUUUAUAAAAAAAGUUUCUAAGAAUGAUUUCCAGGAAAAUUAAAAUCUCAAUAUAAACCCUAUUAGGUCAGAAUACAGAGAAAAUUUUAUUUGAUCUGGUUGGAUGGUCCCAAUGACAUGGCCUCGUCUUCUUCUUCUCAUCACACACACAUUCCUCUCUCUUCAGACCCUGGUGGAAAGCCAAUAGAUUCAUUGGUUCCAAUCCAUAUUGUGACCAAUGCUUCUCAACUUCCAUCUGAAUUCCUCGAACCAUUAGCUGAGAGGCAAUUGAUCAUUGGUUUUGACUGUGAGGGAGUUGACCUAUGUCGAACUGGAAGGCUUUGUAUCAUGCAGCUUGCAUUUCCAGAUGCUAUAUAUCUAGUUGAUGCUAUUCAGGGUGGAAAGACACUUAUCAAUGCCUGUAAGCCUGCACUUGAGUCUAGUUACAUCACAAAAGUUAUUCACGAUUGCAAACGAGAUAGUGAGGCAUUAAAUUUUCAGUUCGGCAUUAAGUUGCACAAUGUUGUGGAUACUCAGAUUGCGUAUUCUCUAAUAGAAGAGCAAGAAGGACGAAAAAGAUCACCAGAUGACUACAUAUCAUUUGUUGGCCUCCUCGCAGAUCCACGCUAUUGCGGCAUAUCUUAUCAGGAGAAGGAAGAGGUUCGCGUCCUCCUUAGGCAGGACCCUAAGUUUUGGACUUACCGACCACUAACUGAACUGAUGGUCCGAGCAGCUGCUGAUGAUGUCCGCUUUUUACCUUACAUCUAUCACAAUAUGAUGAAGAAACUGAAUGAACGAUCCUUAUGGUAUCUUGGUGUUCGUGGUGCACUUUAUUGCCGAUGUUUCUGUAUCAAUGAUAAUGACUAUGCUGAUUGGCCAUCACUCCCACCAAUUCCAGAUAACCUGAUAGUGGAGGGAGAUGCUCCUGAGGAAGAAAUCCUGUCAAUUCUUGACGUUCCGCCUGGAAAAAUGGGACUUAUUAUUGGAAGAAGAGGAUCCUCUAUUUUGGCAAUAAAGAAAUCUUGCGAGGCGGAAAUUCUCAUUGGAGGUGCUAAGGGUCCACCUGACAAGGUAUUCAUCAUAGGACCAGUGAAGCAGGUGAGGAAAGCAGAAGCCAUUUUAAGGGGCAGGAUGUCGGAAAUAUAUUACUAAGGAGCAUUUGUGGUUAGUGCUUGUUUUCAAACUCCAUCUUAAUAAUAAUAAUAAUAAUAAUAAUCGCUUUCGCUGCUCCGA